This is a messenger RNA of Balearica regulorum gibbericeps (East African grey crowned-crane), 1161 nucleotides long. RefSeq names its product tektin 4 (gene TEKT4). The record is from RefSeq and is a predicted model, not a curated record. Lineage: Eukaryota; Metazoa; Chordata; Aves; Gruiformes; Gruidae. Gene Ontology annotation, cellular component: sperm flagellum; microtubule cytoskeleton; nucleus. Gene Ontology annotation, biological process: cilium movement involved in cell motility; cilium assembly.
GGCAAGGAGCUGGCCGAGCAUGCUGCUGCCGCCGCCCAGCGUGCCCAACAGGACUCCACGGCUGCCCUGGGCCAGCGCCUGCAAGACGUACACUUCUGGAAGGCCGAGCUCCAGAAGGAGAUUGAGGACCUUGAUGCUGAGACCGGCCUGCUGGCAGCCCAGAAGCAGCGGCUGGGAAGGGCGCUCGAUGCCACUGAGGUGCCCUAUGCCAUUGCCACCGAUAACCUGCAGUGUCGGGAGAGGAGGCAACCCCCGGACCUGGUCAGUGAUGAGGUGGAGAGAGAGUUGCUGAAGGAAGUUGAACUCAUUAGAAAUAUCCAGGAGCUUUUGAAAAGAACUUUGAUACAAGCUGGCAACCAGAUGCGAUUAAAUUGCGAUCAGAAAGAGGUUUGUGAAAUGGACCGGUCAGACAAAGUUGAAACAUACAACAUUGAUGUUAACUGUGGAAGAUACAGUAACCAGAGCACCAACGUCCAGUUCCAUCCUGGCUCAGUGAAGUUUGAAGAGAGUGCCUCAACACCGGAGACAUGGGCCAAGUUCAGUCAUGACAACAUCUAUAGAGCAGAACGAGAAAAACUGGCUUCCAUCAAUCUUCGUGCCUUGAUUGACAAUAUUCUUCAUGACGUAUCUGAGGACCUGAGGAUGCAAUGUGCUGCUGUUAACAAGGCCUUUGCCAAACGCUGUGAGGAACUGUAUGACACAAAACACAAACUAGAGCAUCAUUUGGAAAAAAUCCUUAAGGAGGUUGGAGAUCAAGAAGCUAACAUUGCUGCUCUCAAACAAGCUAUCAAAGACAAAGAAGCCCCACUGAAAGUUGCUCAAACAAGGCUAUAUGACAGGUCUUUUAGGCCCAAUGUGGAGCUUUGCAGAGAUGAAGCACAAUUCAGGUUGAUCAGUGAAGCUGAAGAACUGACGGAGUCCACUGUAUCCCUGAAGAAAAAACUGCUGGAAUCUGAACAGUGUCUGAGGAACCUGGAAGACACACGUAUGAAUUUAGAAAAAGAAAUAGCUGUGAAAACAAACAGUAUUUUUAUUGAUAGGCAAAAGUGCAUGGCCCAUCGCACACGCCACCCUGUUGUUCUUAAAUUAGCAGGUUACCAGUAGUAAUGUCUGUACUAACUAUGCAAAGUCUGGAAGAAAAAUGUAGUCUAGAAUAUUUCA